Molecule: messenger RNA, 2635 nt
Organism: Mytilus californianus (California mussel)
Lineage: Eukaryota; Metazoa; Mollusca; Bivalvia; Mytilida; Mytilidae
Product: centromere-associated protein E-like
Exons: 11
Coding region: 1-1794 (597 amino acids)
Source: RefSeq, a predicted model, not a curated record
AUGCUUCAGGACAAACUACGUUCAAAGGAAGAUGCUGUAAUAAUGCACUGUGCAAAAAUAAAGGAAUUACAGCAAAAGUCAAAUCAGUUUGAGAGUGACAGCAUUAGAAUUUCCGCAGAAUUUGAGAAAGUCAGCAGGGAGAGGGACGACUUAAAAAAUCGAACAGUUUUAAAAGACGAAAUACUUUCGGUAGAGGAAAUUAUAAAAACAAAAGAAAAUACAUAUCAAGUGAAUAUAUUGGAACUACAACAGCAGGUACAGCAAUUACAAGCAGAAAAAGGUAUCCUUUCAGAAAAGUAUGCGAGAAUCUGCACAGAGAUGGAUAACUUUAAAGAUGGUACGGUGCGUAAAGAGGAAAUACGCUUGAAAGAAGAAAUUAUAAAAACAAAUAAUGAGAAAAUAAAGGAAUUGCAUCAACAGACACAGCAGCUACGAACAGAAAAUGAUGGAAUUUUAGAAAAGUAUGAGCAAGUCUGCAAAGAGAGGAACGAAUUAAAAAAUGGGUCAAUGUUUAUGGACGAACUACAUUCGAGAGAAGAAAACAUAAAAACACAAGAAAAGAAAAUACGGGAUCUACAGCAGGAAUCACAACAGUUAAAAACAGAAAAGGAUGAAUUUGUAGAAAAAUACGAAAAAGUCUGCAAAGAGAGGGACGACAUAAUAGAUGGGAACCAGUCUAUAGAAUUGACAUUCGAAAAUAUGGACCGUUCAUUAAAAGAAAAAGAAAAAGAAAUGCACGUCAAGAACCAAGAAUUUCAAAACCAACUGAAUGAAAAGGACAGAAGUAUAUCAGACUUAAACAUGAUGCUAAAUCGACAUAAAGAAAUAGUAUCAGAUCAAGAAGAAAAAAUUAAAAUAAUACAAAAGGAGAGGGAUGAUUUGCAAAUUAGGAACCAGUCUAUUCAAAAGGUAUUUGAUAAUUACGAAAAACGUAUUGAAAAUUACCAGAGAGUACAGGCAGAAAAAGAAAGAGAAUUGCAAAGCAAGCAGCAGGCAUUUCUAAAUCAACUUAAACAAAAGGAUUAUAGUAUAUCUGAAAUGAAUAAGAUAGUGAAUCACCAAAAAGGCUUGAUUUCAGAUCAAGAAGGAACAAUAAGGGGAAUUAGAAAGGAGAAAGAUGAUUUGCAAACUAGGUUGAGCAGUGUUGCAGGUGAAAAAUUGACAAAAGGCAAUCCAUCUAUCACAGACCUUGGUGAUCCAAAUCGUCCAAUGAAAAUUGGCGAGAAGUAUGGCGAGCUGUAUGACAACGAAUGGACAGAUGCUAUGGAAAAUACUAUAGAAGUUAAGAAAUACUACCCAGAUAUGAAAGACAGUGAAAUAGAGGAAAUCAUCAUACGACACCUUCACAAACUAUUGAAGAAAGACGAAAUUGCCAGUUUACCUGUAUUAAAAGAAGCAUUGGUACUAAGAAGAGCAAAAUCUGAACACUUUGCGAAGUUUUUGUUUGAAAAUCAGAUGCUUUGUAAGAAUAUCAUUGCAGACUGGGAUUACAUCUACAAAAAUGAAAACUUGAUGCAGAUUUUAAUCCAAUCAACGUUCUUUGAAAAGUGCGUUUGUCUUUGUUGGUGUAUGGUAAUUCAAGACCCUGUUAUGUAUUUAGAUGACGAUCCAGUUUCAUACACGCCAAUUGAUAAAAAUACAUACAAAGAAUUUGUAAAGAGCGGAGAUAGCGUUGCCUAUGUUGUAUGGCCAGCACUGUUUUUACACAAAGGCGGACCUUUACUAUUCAAAGGUGUUGUACAAGCGUACUGGCAAAAAGAUGAAGAUGACAACAUGGAAGGAACAAGUGUUUAAAAUUGAAGGUUUUUUAUAUAUGCAAUGUGAAAGUGCACAUCAUCUGACUGUGAUACAUGUUUGUUGAUAAUGUUUAGGGACUAUACAUAUUUAACAUAUUCAAUUAUUAAUUCGCAUGAUAAUUUUGACUAGGAAGGAAACUUGAGUGAAAAGUUCUUAAUAACCGGUAGUCCAAUUUUCCAUGUAAUUAUUCACUCCCAGAGAAAAAUAAGAGAGUUGUGAAAAACCGUUGGAAUUUGGUUUAUAUCUACUGUUUCUUGAACUGUUGUUUGUCUUUUCGCAGUAUUUCAUUUUGGCUUUUGUCACUGGACGUUAAGCAACCAACAAUCAAUCAAUCAAUAAUUUUUUGACAUAGUGGUGUCUGUUCUUUUCAUAUCCACGGUUUUAAAUGACCCGUUCAGUUUUAGAGUAUAUCUUUGAUAAAGACUACAAUUCUGCAAUAUCUGUCGAAAUUUCAGUUUUGAUCAAUCUCAAGUAAUGUAUUAAGUAAAAAGUUUAGAAGUACACAAAAGUGUGGUAAAACUUACAAUUGCACAUAUAAAUUAUGAUACUGUAAAUUUUUGUGAAGGUUGGGUGUCUUUUUGGAAAUGACCUUAAUGUUUGUGUGAUAUAAAUCAAGAAGAAAAUUGGUCGUGCCUUUGUCUUUUUUACUUUUCAAAUUCAUUGACCAUAUGGCUAACACGUUUAUUUGUUUAUUGCAAUCAGUCAUUUAUAAGAAAAAACUUUCAUCACUUGAAUUUGGCAUAUUUUGUUCGGUUUAUACAUGUUUUCGUGCUAAUUAUAACCGAUUGUUAACUACUGCAAAAAUCGGGAUUAAACUGAGAAAAAAAGAAAAAAAAAA